Messenger RNA from Myotis lucifugus (little brown bat), 797 nucleotides. Its product is annotated as ERV-BabFcenv provirus ancestral Env polyprotein-like. The coding region runs from base 174 to 602 and encodes 142 amino acids. The transcript is spliced from 2 exons. The record is from RefSeq and is a predicted model, not a curated record. Lineage: Eukaryota; Metazoa; Chordata; Mammalia; Chiroptera; Vespertilionidae.
GCUCCCAAGGACCAGCCCUUCACCCAGGUGGCUCGGUCCCCCUUAAGAACCUACAUCCAAAAGCCUUGGAGCCUAGGUGGACUGGACCUUACACUGUAAUCCUUACAACCCCCACCGCGGCCAAACUACUUCGUGGCACCACCUCUCCAGACUCAAGAGGACCCCAGAGCAGCAUGGCUUCUAUAAAUGUGAGGUGUUGGGCCCCACUAAGGUCCGCCUUAGUCAUCCUCCCCCUCCUCUUUCUCCUCCCGGCCCUGAGCAACCUACACCCACCCCCACCCGCUUAUGUGUGGAGGUUCAAGGUCCGUGAAACCUACUACCAGGGCAGCACACAAGUCACCCGGCAGGUAGGAUCUCAGGACUGCCCUCUGGUCGAAUGCCAUGCAGAGAUCCUGAUGGCUGUCAACCUCUGGUCAGUGUCCAACGGUGGCAGACCCUAUGCCUGUUUUGCUUACGACCAGCAGAACCCAGACAGGUGUAAUCAAGAUGUCAACACCUAUGGGGGUUGCCGCUGGUCAGACUGUGUCACCCAUGAUGCCUAUAAUGAGGAAGUAGCCAAGACGAUUUCGGCGCCCCCUAUCACCAAAAGGCCGGGAUGUUAGGUCGGAGGGAAGUCCAGGAGCCAAUGCAUGCAACCGCAAGGCAGAUGGUGAUGCAGAUACUGGCCCCUUCUUGGAACCUGUAACAGACCUGCCCUCGGCGAAAACUCCCACAGCUCAUGCUCCCCUGCCCUCACUGAACAGCUGUAUAAAAAACUGCCUCCACUCCCUUUUGGCGCGAAUUCACUGGCCCCGCCC